UCGGUUGAAGAGACAGAGAAGAGAUAUUUGCACAGAGAUACGAUGCCGCCUGUCCGAUCACGAGUUACUAUUCCGGGGAAUGGAGGGAGGGAUAAUUCCGUUCAGAAAGACGCGACGGAAGAACGGGGUUCGGCAACGACGCAGCCGACUUCCUCGAAAGAGGUGCCUCCGCUCGACUUCACCUCCCUCCCCCUCUCCACGCUCCGCAAAUACCGUCAUACCUACAAUCUCGCCUUCACCCCCACAACCUAUCCCAGCGCCCUGUACGGCCCCCUCCUCAACCCAUCUCAAAAUCUAAACAAUGCGCGCGAGUACACGAUGGUCAAACGGAGUACUACGUAUCAUGGGAGCGUGAAGGAUGAGUUGGCGGGGGUAGUGAGGAAGCAUUUCGUCGCGAUGCCGAUCAAGGAUAAUGAUGUUAUCGUGAAUUUUCUGUACAGUGUUAAGAAUCGGGACAAAACGUUCAAGAUGAAGUUUCCACCGGAGACGCGUUGAUCCACAGAGGACAACACUCAAAACUCUCGACAUG
Molecule: messenger RNA, 529 nt
Organism: Saitoella complicata NRRL Y-17804
Lineage: Eukaryota; Fungi; Ascomycota; Saitoellomycetes; Saitoellales; Saitoellaceae
Exons: 3
Coding region: 43-495 (150 amino acids)
Biological process (GO): regulation of DNA-templated transcription
Cellular component (GO): histone deacetylase complex
Molecular function (GO): protein binding; transcription coregulator activity
Source: RefSeq, a predicted model, not a curated record